GAAACCGCGGCACAACCAGCCAAUGGGAGCGCGGUGGGGGCGGGGCCGCGGUCACAGCGGCGGCACCGGGUGAAAUUUCUGGAAGGUGCGGCCGGAACGGGGCUGGCACCGGGAUCGGGAUCCGGGGAAGGUGACGGCGGGCGGUGACGGCCCCCAGCACCGCCGCCGCCGUCGUCAUGAACCACAAGAGCAAGAAGCGGAUCCGCGAGGCGAAGCGUAGCGCGCGCCCGGAGCUGAAGGACUCGCUGGACUGGACCCGCCACAACUACUGCGAGACCUUCCCCCUGAGCCCCGCCGCCUGCAAGGAUAACGUGGAGAGGGCAGAUGCGCUCCAGCUGACGGUGGAGGAGUUUGUUGAGCGCUAUGAAAAGCCUUACAAGCCCGUGGUGUUGCUGAACGCCCAGGUGGGCUGGUCUGCCCAGGAGAAGUGGACGCUGGAGCGGCUGAAACGCAAAUACAGGAACCAGAAGUUCAAGUGUGGGGAGGACAAUGACGGUUACUCUGUGAAGAUGAAGAUGAAGUACUACAUAGAGUACAUGGAAACCACACGUGAUGACAGCCCCCUGUACAUCUUUGACAGCAGUUAUGGGGAGCACCCCAAGCGCAGGAAACUCCUGGAGGAUUACAAAGUACCCAAAUUCUUCACAGAUGAUCUCUUUCAGUAUGCAGGGGAGAAACGGCGGCCACCCUACAGAUGGUUUGUGAUGGGCCCACCUCGAUCUGGAACGGGAAUUCACAUCGAUCCCUUGGGAACUAGUGCGUGGAAUGCCUUAGUGCAGGGACAUAAGCGUUGGUGCCUGUUCCCAACCAGCACUCCCAGAGAGCUGAUCAAAGUGACUCGAGAAGAGGGAGGGAACCAGCAGGAUGAGGCAAUCACUUGGUUCAACGUCAUCUAUCCUCGGACACAGCUUCCCACCUGGCCCCCUGAAUUCAAACCCCUGGAAGUCUUACAGAAACCAGGAGAGACAGUCUUUGUGCCAGGUGGCUGGUGGCAUGUUGUUCUCAACCUUGACACGACUAUUGCCAUCACACAAAACUUUGCCAGCUGUACCAACUUCCCCGUGGUGUGGCACAAGACGGUGAGAGGGAGACCCAAACUGUCACGGAAAUGGUACAGGAUCCUAAAGCAGGAACAUCCUGACUUGGCAGCCUUGGCUGAUUCAGUUGACCUGCAGGAAUCUACUGGUAUUGCUUCCGACAGUUCGAGUGAUUCUUCCAGUUCCUCAAGUUCCAGCUCCUCAGACUCUGAUUCAGAGUGUGACUCUGGCUCCGAGACAGAGGGGAUGAUGCACCGGAGGAAAAAGCGGAGGACGUGCAGCAUGAUGGGGAACGGGGACACAACCUCCCAGGACGACUGUGUGAGCAAAGAGCGCAGCUCCUCCAGGAUUAGGGAAUCUUGUGGAGGCCGCAGCUACCCCUGAGAGAUAACACCACCCGAUCGAAGCUCCGUUAGCAGCCAGCCAGCUCUGUUCUACCCCCUCCUGCUUCUGUUUCUCACAGUCCUUACGUUUUUGUCACUCUUCCUCGAUCCAGACAUCUGUCUUCGUUAUGUGCUGUCCAAGGUUGGCUCCUGAGUAGCUUGUAGGGGAAUGCCCCACCACGUCCUUGUGCAAUGCUUUGUCCCCCCUGCGCCCCGGGUGAGUGCACUAUAACCCAGCUGUGGGUAAGGACACGCCGAGUAUUUAAUGGGUCACGUAACUGGCAAGGAAGACAACGGUCAGUUUUUAAAGAACUGCUUUUAAAACCAGCAGGUGAAUAAAAGCCUGCCUUGCUUUGACACUGUCAUAUGUUUACAUGUUGUCCUGUACACUUGAGGAAAGGAACACCAGCCCUGUUGGCCUAAUGGGAACGUCCGGCGGAUCUUGCACCGGAAUUUCGGGAAGAAGGAGAAAGAAAUUAGCUUCUGCAAGAACUGAGCUGUGGAAAAUGGGUCUUUGGAUCUUAUCCUACUGCAGGAGAACGUUGCUGUCAGGGCUGGUGCUUCCGACUGCGGGUCACGUAAAAUCACAGAAUACGCUGAGUUGGAAGGGACCCAUCAGGAUCAUCGAGUCCGACUCCUGGCCCUGCACAGGACACCCCAAGAGUCACACCAUGUGCCUGAGAGCGUUGUCCAAACGCUUCUUGAACACAGACAGGCUUGGUUCUGUGACCACUUCCCUGGGGAGCCUGUUCCAGUGCUCAGCCAUCCUCUGGGUGAAAAACCUGGUUGUGAUAUCCAACCUAAACCUCCCCUGACUCAGCUCCAGCCGUUUCCUCGAAUCCUGUCACUGGUCACAAGAGUGAAGAGAUCGGUGCCUGCCUCUCCGCUGCCCCUCCAGAGGAUGUUGAAGACCCCAGUGAGGUCUCCCCUCAGUCUCCCCCAGGCUGAACAAACCAAGUGACCUCAGCUGCUUCUCAUAAGGCUUCUCCUCCAGUCCCUUCACCAUCCUCGUGGCCCUCCUUUGGAUGCUCUCUAACAGCUUAAUGUCUUUUUUUAUAUUGUGUCCCCCCAAACUGCCCCAAUGGUGCAGGUGAGGCCGCCCCAGGGCAGAGCAAAGCAGGACAAUCCCCUCCCUGGCCCAGCCAGCAAUGCUGGGCCUGAUGCCCCCGGGACAGGGUUGGCCCUCCUGGCUGCCAGGGCGCUGCUGACUCAUGGCCACCUGGCCACCCACCAGGACCCCCAGGACCCUUUCCCAGCACUGCUUUCCAGCCUCUCAUUCCCCAGUCUAUACACACAGCCAGGGUUGCCCUGUCCCAGGUGCAGAAUCCAACACUUCCCCUUGCUGGACUUCACAUGGUUGGUGAUUGCCCAGCUCUCCAAUUUGUCAAAGUCUGGUGUCAUCAGCAAACUUGCUCAGUAUUCUUUUGAGUCCUGUGUCCAGGUCAUUAAUGAAGAUGCUGAAGAACACUGGGCUGAGAAUGGAGCCCUGUGGAACCCCAGUAGUGACCAAUGCCAGCCUGAUGUCACCCCAGUCACUGUCCCCCUCUGUGCCCAACCAGUGAGCCAAUUGCUCACCCAUCCUGUAACACGGUUAUCCAGCUGUGGGCUGGACAGUUUGUCCAGAAGGAUCCUGGCAGAGACAGUCUCAAAAGCUUUGCUGAAGUCCAAAAAGAAUCCAUCUACAUGCUUCCCUUGAUCAGCUAGGUGGGUUACCCUGUUGUACAAGGAAAUCAGUUCCAACAAACAGGACUUUCCUCUCCUGAAGCCCUGCUGGCUGUGACCAAUGACUGCGUUGUCUUUCAGGUGUUUUUCAAUACCUUCCAGAAUAAUCUUCUCCAUAACUUUACCAGGCACUGAAGUGAGACUGACAGGCCUAUAGUUUCUGGGGUCUACUUCUUGUCCUUCCAGAAAAUUGGGACAACAUUCACCAGCUUCCAGUCAGCUGAGACCUCUCCAGAUUCCAAAGGCUGCUCAAAAAUCGUCGAGAAAGGUUCUGUGAUGACAUCAGCAGUUCCUUGAGGAAUCCCAUCAGGCCCCAUAGAUUUGUAGGGAUCCAGAUGGAGCAGCAGAUCCCAUACAAUUUCAGGGUCAGCUGGGAGUUGAUCAUUCUCACAGUCAUGGUCCUCCAGCUCAGGGCACUGAGGCCCCCUUGGUCCAUCAUCUGUGUUGAAGACAGGGGCAAAGAAAGUGUUAAACACCUCUGCCUUGUCCAUGUCCCUGUUUGGGAGGGGACCACCCCCAUCCUGGAAGGGCUGAUAUUAUUUCUCCACUGCCUUUUGCCAUUAAUGUAUUUGAAAAAACUUUUUAUUGCCCCCCACAUUUCCUGCAGCCUCAAACCCGGUCGAGCUUUGGCCACACGAAUUUUCUCCCUACAGUGACAAGCAGCGUCUCUGUUCUUCCCGUGUCACCUGACCUUGCUUCCACUGGGCACACGCCUUCCUUUUUCACGUUACUUCCAAGAGCAGAUCCCUGUUCAGCCAAGGAAUGGAGGGUGGUGUGAAUGCUCCCAGCACUGAAGCAUCUUCAGUGGAGGUGACCACCAACCUGAAGCAUCUUUCGUGGUCUUAAUCUACGUGCUCCAUGCACACACCUGAGGUGCAACACCUUAACCAGCACCUGGCCAUUUCCUUUUGCUCUGUGUCUGUUAUGAUGACAGGUAACAAAGCUGCACUAGCACCUCGUGACAGGAAACUCAGAGCAGGAGAAUCCUGGAGUUUCUUGCACGACAAAAACUGGGGGAAAAGUCAGCGUUUGCCAGUAAUUACCAUCCUUCGGGUGCAGGUGUAAUAUUUAGCACAAGGCAACUGCUGGCAAAGUCUGACUCUUACUUACAUGAUCACAGCAGUUGCUGGGCUUUAAAUACCCAGCAGUUCUGGGGCCGUGGGCAGUUCACAUCCCUAAAUGGCUUUUCUUUGAGGUUGUGGGUUCAGAUGUUUCUGAAACUUGCAGUGCCAAUUUUAAAGGACUGGGAGGGGGAUGUAUUGUUGUUUUAUGCUUUUUGAAAAUGCAGUGUGUUGCUUCAUUCUGUGUAGGUGCAUUUGUAUUAUGCCUGGUAAAGCUCUCGUCCCCAAGGGAUCUGUUGGAGCUGCUGGUUUGGUUUUUUAGCAGGCAUGUCUGUCUGGCUCAAGGUGUGCUGCAAGGAAAUCUGAACAGCACAGGCAGAAACUGCCUUGAGUUGGGUGCUCUUCCAGGGGUGCUCUCCUGAGCCCUAGGAGAUGGUUACAGGAUCUCACUUUACUGGGAGAGGAAACUUGACAGCAGAAGUGCCAUGUGUGUUGUAAACAUGUAAUAAUGCCCAGGCACUGAUUAAAGAACAGAUUGGCAGCCUCAGCUGUGACUUUCUUACACAUGUUGGGUCUGAUGGAACUUGGAGCAAUGCUUGUCUGGGUUUUCUGAUCUUUUUUAACCUUGUCUUUUCCUAUUUAAACACUCCCUCCCUUCUUGGAGACCAGGCCAUAUCCUGUUGUGCAAAGGAAUCUUAAAUAUGUUUGUCAGGAUCUCUGUUUUUGACUCUUCUGUGCCAGUCAGUUUGUGUAGGAGCAGCGUGGUGGCAGGGAAAUGGUGAGAGGGAAGUUUUUGUGGUACACUUGAGCUGUCCAGAUUCCCAAAUUUUUUGUGAUGACCAGGCAUAAGCGAGCACCGCUCUGUACACUGUGCAGAUUGUUCCACAAAAUGAAUUCAUUUAAAAAAAAAACAAAAACAAUUUCUCAAACUCCUGGUAUUUCUGGCCAAGGCAAAACAGCCUGGGAGCCUGCACAAUCUGUAUGUGUCUUCUCAGAGCAGGCUGCAGCUGCUGCCUUUUUGGAAGAAUGGGGGGCCUGGAGAGGCAAAGGCUCACAAGGAUCAGCUCUGCCAUGGCAAGGGGAGUCCUUGGAGAGCUGUCCCCUGCCUGCUGUGGUGGCUGAGCAGCACCUCAGUGAGAUGCACUUGCAUUUGGCAUGUGUGAUUCAGUUCUGCAGUCUUAAAAUCUUACAUGUGUGUGAACACCUGAGCCCUGUGCUGGGAAAGCCACACGUCUGCCUCUGGAAGCACAGUGGGAAGAUCAGAGUGCAGAGCAUUCUUCCACGCCUGUGAACUCUUCCAUGGUGUGAAAUAACUCAAUUUCAGAUGAAUCCUGUGUUGGUCUGACACCCCUCACAGAAAAGCAGCAUUUGCAAUGGACUGCAAGACACUGUGAUACCAGCAACACUCUCCUGAGUGCUCCACAAGGCGCUUCCUGCCAUGAAACAGUAUUUGUUCAGGCUACCUGGGAAUCAGGACUCUGGGAUCUCCAGUUCUUCCACUCACGGCUUUUGUCCCGGCCAAGUUGGUGAGAUUCUGCCUUUGAGCAGUGAGGAAAAUCCCUACCUCACAGGGGUGUUGUGAGGCUGAACUGUAAUUACUGUGUGAGAUGCUCUGAAGUCAUCCACCCACAAAAAGUGUUCCAUUCAUCCCGAGCAACCUGAGACUUCCGAGCCUCGUGGUAGCUCUUUACAGGGGAAAACAUUGGGGAUGUUGUUCAGCUCUCUUGGCCACAUGGUGUUCUGUGGUGGCCCUUCCAGAAUUGCUGGUGGUACAUAAACUGUAGCAGAACAAGGCUUUUUGUUUUCACCAGGGUUGAACUGUUGCUGUUUCAUGGCCUGCUCUAAACAGCAGGUCCUGCUAGAGCAGGAUUUGUUUUUAAAUAGGACUAGAUUAAAUUCUCUCUCAUCAGGGAGUCAGCCUCGCUGGCCUUACAGGAAGGGGGUGAGCUGAUGUUUCCCAGGCCCUCCUUCCAGGCUGGAUAAGUGAGGAACAAAGCUAAAAACUGUGCUCCCUUUGUGCCUAGCUCCGUGCUUGUGGGAGGCUGACUGGGGACAGUGGGGUUUGUGCUCUCACUUCUCCAGGCUUGUGCUUCUUGGGGCAUCCAUGUCUGUUGUUCCAAACCCUCUGCUUUUGUAUCCUGUAGAGCCCCUGGAUGCAGCUGGUCCAGAACCCAGACCCCGUGGGCCCCUCAUUUCCUUGAGCCCUAGAGCAGCUCUGCCUCAGUGCCCUGGGCCUCAGGAGGCUGCCCUGUCCCCUGGGGAUGGGCUGGGAGCCUUGGGCUGGGUUUGGACUGUGACCUUUGUCCUGCCUGCUCUGGGAAAGGUGGAGGGAUUUGGGAGCUCUGGCCAUGCUGUUGUGUCUGGUGACUGACACAGGCUGUGACAGUUCAGGAGGAAACAAAAACACACUCUGUCAGACCCACAGAUGUGAACAAGAGGCUCCAGUCCCGGCACCUGUUCCCUGCACAAGUGCUGUGGGAGCAGGUGAUGCUGAGGAAGUGCUGGCAGACCUUCCUCCCCUUUCCAGCUCAUGUGCACUGGCUCCAGUUUGUCUUCUCAGUUACAUUAAACCUCUCCAAGUGCUUAGAAGAAAGACAGCAACCUCUUUCAUAAUUAACCCCCACCCUUCUCCUCCCUGAAUCCCCAGCCAUCGUGGGGUGGGAAGCAAGACUGUUGGCUGAAUCCAGUCUGAAAUGCCUGUGUGGGCUCAUUGUACCAGGAGGUUUUUGGCAUCCCCCUUGCAAAGGGGGGGAAGGAAAGUGUUACCCAUUCAUGUGACAGUCCCACUGUCAGCUCCAAGCCCUGCCCCUGCCCUUUAGCUGCUUUUAUCACCCAUCCAGCAGAGCUGGGAUACUUGUCUUGUUCGGAUGAUUGUGGUUUUGCUUUUUAUUUUAAAUAAAAUCAAUUAUUUUGCAUUA
Molecule: messenger RNA, 7121 nt
Organism: Chiroxiphia lanceolata (lance-tailed manakin)
Lineage: Eukaryota; Metazoa; Chordata; Aves; Passeriformes; Pipridae
Gene: JMJD6
Product: jumonji domain containing 6, arginine demethylase and lysine hydroxylase
Exons: 7
Coding region: 177-1421 (414 amino acids)
Biological process (GO): phagocytosis
Cellular component (GO): nucleus; cytoplasm
Molecular function (GO): P-TEFb complex binding; histone H4R3 demethylase activity
Source: RefSeq, a predicted model, not a curated record